This is a messenger RNA of Meloidogyne enterolobii, 348 nucleotides long. The record is from the annotation of a GenBank genome assembly. NCBI's taxonomy places the organism in Eukaryota, Metazoa, Nematoda, Chromadorea, Rhabditida, Meloidogynidae.
UUUUCAAAAAAAUUUCUUAACUUCUAAACAACCAAAAAUGGCAAAAUUUAUUUUUGUUUUUGUAUUAUUAGUUUUUAUUUUUAUUAAUUUGUCUUGUGCUCCCAACUCUUCCUACAUAGGCUCUUGGAAAAAUCAUUCACCGCAAGAAAAAGCAGAAGCUAGAGCUAAGAAAGAAGCUAAGAAAAAACAAGUGCAUUAUGAAAUGAUAAAAAAACUUGGUGAAAUUGAAAAGAAGAAACAGGCCGCAAAUCCAUAUACUAAUUUUUGGGGUUCUUCAACAAAGUAAAAUUCGAAAUUUUCGAAAUUUCGAAUUACUUUGGAUAAAAAGAAGAAGAUGUAAAAAGAAGG